Fraxinus pennsylvanica is the source of this 348-nucleotide messenger RNA. Lineage: Eukaryota; Viridiplantae; Streptophyta; Magnoliopsida; Lamiales; Oleaceae. The record is from the annotation of a GenBank genome assembly.
AUGGAAGGAAGAAACCUUCACGGCGGAAACCACCGGAAGGAAAGAAAAGCUUCACCGGCAGGAAGCGAGGAAAACCCUCACGGUAGGAGGGACUUUGACCUAAAGAAGAGGUGGAGGACGUUAGGGUUCUGCAAAUUAGCGGUGAGAGGACGGUGGAAAAGGAAGACAAGAAUGAUAAAUGGCAUCGGAUUGAGAGAGGAGAGGCAAAUUUCUCAGGAGCUUCUAUUUACCGAAAAUGCUAAAACUGAUGAAGUGAAGGCAACUAUGGAGAAUGGUGUUCUUACUGUAACUGUUCCUAAGCAGGAGGUGAAGAAACCUGAGGCCAAGACUAUUAAAAUCACUGGCUGA